GUAGAGCUGUAAUUAACUACAUGAGGUAAUGAAAAUGUCAUGAUGCUGCCCCGGACAUCGUCAUCUCGGCGGCGGAGAGCGUCAAGAAGCGCAGCCACGUCCCCACAGACGCGCUCCCCGCGACCUUCCGCGCAGCCCUCUCGACGAGCCUCAUUGGCUACCACAGAAACUGAUGACGAAACCGAACCAAUCCCACAAAGAAGCCCCAGAGCGAGUCUAGCGCCCGAUGCCGCGUUAGACAUGUACCAUCGAAGUCCGAGACACUCUCUCGUACCGGAGACAAGAUCCGCCCGAAAUUCUAUCGUACCGGACACGGCAUCACAAAUCAGAAACACUCUAGCGCCUACCAGAAACAACUUAGGAGUUGAUUUAGCAUACGGCUCCAGAUUAAGUCUCAAUCCGCAGGAUUUUAACAGAAGUCCAAGGAACAGUAUUACUCCAGAUGUAACCGCGCGGAGCCCUCGACGUAGCUUAGUACCAGAUGGCACAUCAUGGAAUCAACCUAGAAAUUCCCUCGUCCCCGACGUGGGAAGAAGUCCAAGACAUUCGGUUGCAUGUAUACAGAUUGAUCCAGCGCGCAGCCAGAAAGAAUUGGGUCCAAGUCCACGAACGAGUCCCAGAGGUAAUAUAGGACAGGAUACAGCUUUUAAAAGUAACGAGUGUUCUGACUUUGUUAGAACUCCUCGCGGCUCUUUGAUACCGGAAUGUCAGAGAAGCCCACGUGGAAGCAUCGCACCCUCGGAGAGGAGUGCCAGAGGAAGUUUGGUGGCGGGAGAAUUGGACGCCUCUAAAGUCAGCCCCAGAGGAAGUCUCACAUUAACAUUUCAAGAACCAUUGGUAUCAAAGGAGAGAAGACCGAGUGAAGAGAGCCAAUGUGCAGCAACAAGAGGCCGCAGUGUAUCGCCGUACAGAGCAUCACUGAGCGGCCGACACAGUGGAACUGGUGCUCUCUCUGACACUGGCUCUAGGAGAGCUUCAAGUUCUGUCAGUCAAGUGUCCGGCGAUGAACAGAGGCGGCUUUGUGGGGAACAAGCAAAGUACAGCGAGAGAAGUGGCAUGGGCUUGGGUGUUGGUCUCACAACUUACGGUUCAGUUGCGUACCAACUAAAAGAUGCAAAUAUGGAAGCCUCCAGUACUGUCGAUUUUGUUUGCAGAGCAGCUAAAAUUAUGAAUAGAACUAUUCUGAUGACAGUAUUUUUGGCCAUACUUUCUGCGUUGCCAGUUAUUAUGCUCAUAAUGGGUGUGCAGUACAUUCGAGACUGCCCCGCGGAGCCGCGCAUCCCGGUGUACAUGAUCGUGGGGGGUGCAGCGGGUGGCGCCGGUAUCUGCUGGCUGCUGUGGGCGCAGCUCGUCAGUAGAACCUCCAACUCCCCGGCCAGCGUGCCUGAAAGAGUCCUGGCUUACACCCUCACUGUCUUUCUGAUGGGAUGGUUCGCGUUCGGCAACUACUGGACGUUGGGCAUUCUGUGGCCAGACUACGCUCCUACGCUGUUUGAGCCCAACCAGUGGUGCCACCGCACACUGUAUGUGUUCGCCAUCGCGCAGCUCGCCGUCGUCUGGGGAAUCAUUUUGUUGAUUUUCUUGUUGUUGUUGACACUUGUCAUAUGUCAGGUGUUCGGUUGUGGUUGGCUGGGCCCGGCGCGGUACAAGUAGCAGCGGCGCAGCGUGGUGCUCGAGCUGUGGCACAGAAACAUCAACAACACGAUGGACGUGGCGGGUGCGUUGUUGCCCUUCACACAGCUCGUGCGCUCCGACCUCACCGUGCACGUGCAGGAGGUCCUUACCCAGGCCACGCAGCCACCCUCUGCUGCAGACCUGCACAAACCUAAGAUACCUGAGAUAAAAGAACCAAGUGAUAGAAGUGACGAGGACAUGAAAAGUCCAGUUAAAGUGGGUGACGAAGGGAAUGUGGAAGGUAAGAACGGCAGGCGCGGCAGCCCGGCCUGAUGGUUGUUGGUUGUUCUGCCGCCGCACAGGAAGAAGCACGUGCAUUUCGAAGCAACGGACAAAAUAUACUACUUUUGAUAUCUAAGUGAUAUCGAAGUUGUUUGA
Messenger RNA from Papilio machaon (common yellow swallowtail), 2052 nucleotides. RefSeq lists its product as uncharacterized. Lineage: Eukaryota; Metazoa; Arthropoda; Insecta; Lepidoptera; Papilionidae. Bases 40 to 1653 code for a protein of 537 amino acids. The transcript has 7 exons. The record is from RefSeq and is a predicted model, not a curated record.